Trematosphaeria pertusa is the source of this 810-nucleotide messenger RNA. Its product is annotated as Profilin/allergen. NCBI's taxonomy places the organism in Eukaryota, Fungi, Ascomycota, Dothideomycetes, Pleosporales, Trematosphaeriaceae. Gene Ontology annotation, molecular function: actin monomer binding. Gene Ontology annotation, cellular component: cell cortex. The record is from RefSeq and is a predicted model, not a curated record. The transcript has 5 exons. The coding region runs from base 120 to 512 and encodes 130 amino acids.
CUGCUUAGUCAAGGCCUCUUCUAUAUCGAGCCCAAGCUUCCGAACCUCUUCUACGACAGAAACCGCUCCUAGAUCAACCCCUCGAGCUCCAGCAGUCCGCACAACUCCUCACUCGAAACAUGUCCUGGCAAGCAUACAUCGAUCAGAGCCUCCUCGGCCCCGGCAACAUCGACAGAGCCAUGAUCUGCGACGCCGCCGGCAGCGCUGUCUGGGCCACAUCCCCAGGUUUCUCCGUCACCGAUGCCGAGCGCCAGGCCAUCGCAUCCUCCUUCACAGACGCGAGCGACCCAAAGCAGGUCAUUUCCAACGGCAUCAAGAUCGGCGGCGAGAAGUACAUGACCAUCGAGGCCGGGGACGACGAGCUCAAGGCCAAGAAGGGCAAAGAAGGCAUCGUCUGCGUCAAGACGACACAGGCGCUCCUCAUCUGCCACCACAAUGCCGACACCCAGACAACCGUCGCCUUCAACGACGCCGCCGCACUAGGCGAAUACCUCAAGAAGAUGGGCUAUUGAGCGCUCGUCGGCGACUGUUGUGUAUUUUAUGGGACGGAAUAAUUGCAUGCCCUCUCGCGAGGGUCGUGGAUGGCGUGGGAUGCCUGCCUGCCUCUUCUGGAUGGAAACCGAUAGAAAUGAGUGAUGAUGGAUGAAUGGCUUUUUUGGGGGGAUUCCCUUGAACAUAGCGAAAUCAAUAAAUCAAUACAUGGAUCGUCGAGGUUCAGCCUGUUCCCGUGGGUCAGAGUGGCAGCGACAGCUUUGACAGCUAUCAUCAUAACCGUGGUAAGUAAAGCCUUAGGUGGGAGCUUGCAGCCAU